Amyelois transitella is the source of this 1357-nucleotide messenger RNA. It is a transcript of the gene shv, whose product is annotated as dnaJ homolog shv. The coding region runs from base 145 to 1206 and encodes 353 amino acids. The transcript is spliced from 5 exons. The record is from RefSeq and is a predicted model, not a curated record. Gene Ontology annotation, cellular component: endoplasmic reticulum. Gene Ontology annotation, biological process: protein maturation; protein folding. Gene Ontology annotation, molecular function: misfolded protein binding. NCBI's taxonomy places the organism in Eukaryota, Metazoa, Arthropoda, Insecta, Lepidoptera, Pyralidae.
ACGAAUUGUCUACAGUUCUACACACAUGAACCUUGUCAUAUCAAAUCUAUCUAGUGUCAAAUGGGCGAAAUGUGUUGAGCUGAUGAAGAAUUUGGUCUUCUAUUUUAUAUCUUUUAUCCUCUAGUUCCUAGGCAAUAUCACAAAAUGUUCAGCAAUGCUGCAUACGUGUGUUUAAUAUAUUUUAUGAGUGCUAUAAUUUUAUCACUUGCCGGCCGCGACUUUUAUCAAAUCCUUGGUGUUUCGCGUUCAGCAUCUACAAACGAAAUUAAAAAAGCUUACAGAAAGUUAGCUAAAGCUCUUCAUCCAGAUAAAAAUCAAGAUGAUCCUAAUGCAUCUCAAAAGUUUCAAGACCUUGGAGCCGCAUACGAAGCGUUGUCGGAUCCUGAGAAACGAGAACUGUAUGAUCGUUGCGGCGAAGACUGUCUCAAGAAAGAUGGUAUGAUGAACAACAACGAUCCUUUUGCGAGCUUCUUUGGAGAUUUUGGCUUCCAUUUUGGUGGAGAACAGCAACAGCAAGAAGCUCCACGCGGCGCAGACGUCGUAAUGGAACUCACAGUCUCGUUAGAGGAACUUUACAAUGGAAACUUCGUAGAAAUAACUCGUAAUAAGCCAGUAAUCAAAGCUGCUUCUGGUGUGAGGAAAUGUAAUUGUCGUCAAGAAAUGGUCACCAGAAACCUGGGGCCAGGCCGAUUCCAGAUGAUGCAGCAGACAGUGUGUGAUGAAUGCCCUAAUGUCAAGUUUGUUAAUGAGGAAAGACUUUUGGAGAUUGAGGUUGAAGUUGGUGCACCUGAUGGACACAAGUUUAGACUUCGAGGUGAAGGUGAACCCCAUGUUGAUGGUGAACCAGGUGAUCUGGUCAUAGUGUUCAGGACAGAAAGACACCCACAUUAUACAAGGAAGGGGGAUGAUUUGUACACCAAUGUUACAAUAUCAUUACAGGAUGCUCUCACUGGUUUUACGCUAGAAUUGAAUCAUCUGGACGGCCACAAAGUGACAGUGUCCCGCGACAAGGUGACGUGGGCGGGCGCGCGCGUGCGCAAGAAGGGCGAGGGGAUGCCCAACUUCGAGAACAACAACCUCCACGGCAAUUUGUAUGUCACUUUCGACAUUGAAUUCCCCAAGCAGGACUUCACUGAUGAAGAAAAAGAAGCAUUGCGAAAAAUACUUCAGCAGGCGCCAAAUAACAAAAUAUACAAUGGACUAUAGUAGCAAUACUUCCAAUUAUUUAUUUUUAAGUAGUGAAUUGUGUGCAGUGAAUGGUAUGAAAUGAACAAAGUCACUUUCUGUGAGUAUCGGUGUGAGGCCAAGUAUUGUGUUAUACAUGAUUGUUUUGUAAAAUAAACUCCAAUUCCCAGUC